UUUUUCGAGCUCGUGUGGGGCGCGUUCUGUCCGAAAGAGAGCGCGUGAGAAUCUGCGUUCGUUCCCUCGCUGUAAGUUUGUGUGUGGAGCAGCGCGGGCUCACUCAUUUCUGUUCUUGUCCUACUACAGUCUCCAGAAACCGAGUUCAAGGAGGACGAUCUUCUACCUCUGCGAGCUGAAAAACCACCGCGCUUGAUUCUCACUGAAAACUCCUCUCGUCGUGAUCAGUGAAAUCAUGUCUGCCUCAGCGGCUAAAGUCAGUAAAAAGGAACUGAACUCGAACCACGACGGAGGGGACGAGACCUCGGAAAAAGAGCAACAAGAAGCCAUCGAGCACAUCGAUGAAGUACAGAAUGAAAUUGACAGACUGAAUGAGCAGGCGAGUGAGGAAAUUCUUAAGGUUGAACAGAAAUACAACAAACUCCGCCAGCCGUUCUUCCAGAAGAGGUCAGAACUCAUAGCCAAAAUCCCCAACUUCUGGGUCACAACAUUUGUCAACCACCCACAAGUCUCAGCUCUUCUUGGGGAGGAGGAUGAGGAGGCGCUUCACUAUCUGACCAGAGUAGAGGUGACAGAGUUUGAAGACAUCAAAUCCGGCUACAGAAUAGAUUUUUAUUUCGACGAAAACAUGUAUUUUGAGAACAAAGUCCUCUCCAAAGAAAUUCACCUGAACGAAAGUGGAGACCCAACCUCAAAGUCAACAGAGAUCAAAUGGAAACCAGGAAAAGACCUCACAAGUCGAUCCAGUCAGACACAGAGUAAAGCGGGCAAGAAGAGGCAACAUGAAGAACCUGAGAGUUUCUUCACCUGGUUUACCGAUCACGCCGAUUCAGGGGCCGACGAGUUGGGCGAAGUCAUCAAAGACGACAUUUGGCCGAAUCCUCUUCAGUACUACUUGGUUCCAGACAUGGAGGAUGAGGAAGGAGAGGGUGAGGAUGAGGAGGAAGACGAGGAAGGUCUGGAUGAUAUUGACGAAGAGGGAGAAGAUGAUGGAGAGGAAGAGGAGGAUGAUGAUGGAGAGGAUGAUGAAGGCGAGGAUGACUGAAGCUGAAACAGAGGAAUAUUAUCCACAUUUCCCCAGUCCUGUUUCCAAAUUGCUUCUUUGGCUUUUUUGUUGUUUUUUUGGGGAGCCAGAUGCUUCUUUUUCCUGCUUUUUUUUUUCUUUUUGAGCUCCAUCUUUCCUCUAUCCUGAACUUGCCAUGUUGAAGUCCCCCGAACAGACUCACAAUAAACUGACUGCAAAAUCUUGCCGACAUGGCAUCUACCAUCUCAAUUUCCAAAUGCAUUUCGAGGUAAAAAGCAAAACACUGUAGUUAUCGGCCGCACGUCGUCUGGAGUAGACUUGCGAGUAGUGUUUUCUGUUUGUUUUCUUUUUUCUUUUUUUAUAAAUAUAUAUAUGUACAAAUAUGUAUAAUU
Molecule: messenger RNA, 1416 nt
Organism: Labeo rohita (rohu)
Lineage: Eukaryota; Metazoa; Chordata; Actinopteri; Cypriniformes; Cyprinidae
Gene: seta
Product: SET nuclear proto-oncogene a
Exons: 8
Coding region: 236-1045 (269 amino acids)
Biological process (GO): nucleosome assembly
Cellular component (GO): nucleus; chromatin
Molecular function (GO): chromatin binding; histone binding
Source: RefSeq, a predicted model, not a curated record